Erigeron canadensis is the source of this 2013-nucleotide messenger RNA. RefSeq names its product CLK4-associating serine/arginine rich protein. The record is from RefSeq and is a predicted model, not a curated record. Lineage: Eukaryota; Viridiplantae; Streptophyta; Magnoliopsida; Asterales; Asteraceae. The transcript is spliced from 13 exons. The coding region runs from base 92 to 1726 and encodes 544 amino acids.
UUUUCAUUCAAUAGAUACAGAUAUAGAUAUAGAUACACACUUAUACAUCAAAUCAACCAAACCGAUCGAUAGAUAGAUAGACACAGCAACGAUGUGGCACGAAGCACGUCGGUCAGAACGGAAGGUCCAUGACAUGAUGGACGCUGCUCGGAAACGAGCACAACGGCGGGCUGUUUAUCUAGCAAAACGGCGUGGUGAUCCACAGCAAUCUAUACAAGUUUCUGGCUCUCGGUGCCGCGUUUAUCGUGACGAUGGCCUUUAUCAAGCGACCGAAGAUCAGCAAGGCUUGAUCCCAUGGAACGGGAAGCAGGACGUCAUGAUUGACAGAUUUGAUGGCCGAGCUCUUCUUGAUUUUAUUAGAGAUCCUGAUUCUAGACGCUUCCGUGUCGUCGAGAAAACAGAGGAAGAAGAAGAAUUAGAAGAGUUUGUUAGUUUUGAGCGUUACCGGGAUUUAAUUAAGCAUCGACGCAGAGGAUUUAGCGACGAGGAAGGUCUGCAGCAUGUUAACCAAGAGAUGGAGGCUAAAAGUGCUGCUUUACUUGGAUUAGACAGGUCUCAAAGUGUCCAAGCUCCAGUAGUUAAGGGUCCGUACUCACAAGUUGGAUUUUCAUACGAUGGGAAUGUGAAAGAUGAAAAUCAAAAUUCGGAUGAUGACGACGACGAUGAUGAAGAUGACGAGGAUGAAGAGGAUUUUAACAGUGAUGAUAGCAAUGAUGAAGGAAUGGAUAUAAUUGCUAAGGAAUUUGGUGUGAAGAGGUAUGGGUGGCUUGUAUACAUGGAUAAAAAGGCCAAAGAGGAGGAAAGGAGACAAAAAGAAGUGGUGAAGGGAGAUCCUGCAAUUAGGAAGCUGAGUCGCAAAGAAAGAAGAAAGGUUUCUCAAAUUGAAAGAGAGAGGGAGAGAGAAUCAGCACGUGUUUCUGGAAGACAAGUGCUUCAUCAUGAUCCAUACCGAGAGUCCAGACGAAGUCCUACGUACGAAGCUUAUUCACGUUCUAGGAGAUCCAGAUCACGCUCAUACUCUCCAUCACAAUCAAGGCGCCAUGGACGUGAUCAUUCUGAUGAUAAUCCCCGGAGUAAUCCAAGGGCUCCCAAAAUAGAAUACAUAACGGAAUUUGGAGGCUCAACAGAUGCGGAUGGACCCAAGCUUGCCGGAUAUACUCCUCCAUCAUCUCCUCCAUCCCAUGUUGGUGCAUUGAACCGGCCGUCAUCUGGUCACAUUCUUGAAGCCUUGCAUAUCGAUCCCGCAUCUGGUGUAUCUGUUGAUAGUGAAAGAAAUGCCAAAUUGUCAAAACCACCCGUGGGAUCUUCAUCAGGAUUAGCCAAGUUAAGUAAGCCUUCUGGUAGCGGAAUUCUUGCUAAACAGCAGGGAGAGAAAAAAGAAACACCCCAGGAGCGACUUAAGCGGAUUAUGAGCAAACAACUAAAUAAGCAGAUCAAAAAAGAUACUGCUGCUGAAAUGGCUAAGAAACGAGAACAAGAGCGACAGAGGCUUGAGAAACUUGCAGAAACCAGCAGACUAAGUAGACGCAGGCACCGAAGCCGAAGCAGGAGUUUCAGCCGCUCACCUCCAAGACGAUAUAGGCACAGUAGAAGUCCAAGCAGGGGCAAAAGUUCUAGAAGAUAUCGUUCACGCUCCCGGUCCCGUUCUGUAACUCCUCUCCGGUCUCAUUCUCGUUCCAUAUCUCGCUCUCGCUCCCCAAGGGUGAGAAGCCGCUCGAAGUACUAAUAAGGUAAAGAAGUCGCAGCAGGUUUGGAUGUUGUAUAAGUGAUGACAGGUGUUGAUCCUUUCCUUUUUGCCUAUUGUAUUUCAUGUCUAUUGCCCAAGCAGACUUAAUGUUGUUACGCUGGAUGUAUUUUAUUUGGAAUUGUUGCCACUAUUUCUAUAUAUAAAGUAGAAUCUGUGGUUUUAUCCGAGAUAGAUUCAUUGCCGGGCGAGAAUAUAUAGGCUAUGCUGGGAAGCAAAAUGUUGAAUGUACAAUCACGACAUAAUGUUGUCAUAUUCUGUUUUGCUCA